Molecule: messenger RNA, 768 nt
Organism: Lottia gigantea (owl limpet)
Lineage: Eukaryota; Metazoa; Mollusca; Gastropoda; Lottiidae
Exons: 2
Biological process (GO): actin filament polymerization
Cellular component (GO): actin cytoskeleton; cytoplasm
Molecular function (GO): protein binding
Source: RefSeq, a predicted model, not a curated record
AUUUUGUCUUGUGGCAAACUAGUGAAUAAAACAGAUUAUGAUCAUUUAUUGGGAAUUGCUAAUCGCCACAAACAUCCACAUAUACCAGAGCCUGAAGUGGCUUUAAUAUUCCACAAAAAGGGCCGUAGAACAUCAGAAAUAGAUCUGAAUGAUUUAGAACAAAAAUUAAUUAAAGCUAAAAAUGAGAAACCAGAUUCCAGUGAAGUUUAUAAUCAGAUUGGCAAUUUCUGGAGAAUCAAAGGAAACACACAAUUAUCUAUAGAAUGCUUCCUGAAAGCUCUGACAUUAUCUUCUCAAGAAUCUGGAAUUUUACUGAACUUGGCACGAGUUUUAUUCAACCUACAAUAUUUGGAAGAUGCAAUUAAAUUGACGCGAGAAUCGUUGAAAUAUCAAGACGCAAAUGAAAAUUCCUGGUUACAACAUUUUACGUUAGGUGAAAUUCUUAAAGCUUAUGAACUUUUUGACGAGGCGUCGUUCCAUUUUAAGCAGUGUUUAGAACUUAAUCCUGAAUUCCAACCUGCUAAAGCAAAUCUCCGCGAAAUGGAAGCAACACCAAAUCCAUCAAUUACACAAUACACAGUUUUUAUCAUUUUAUUUUUAGUUUUAGGUGUUUUAUUUGGCGUUGUAUCAUCAAUUGAGGCCAAUUUUGAAGGAAGUUCUGAAACCACGAAGGCCCCACGUCAUUUUAGUCGAGCAAUGGCUAUGCGAUCAAUAAAAUUAAGAAUAGAUCCUUCACGCUUGAUUCGGUUACGCAAAUUAAAUUGUUAA